This is a messenger RNA of Penicillium samsonianum, 702 nucleotides long. Its product is annotated as PX domain-containing protein YPT35. Gene Ontology annotation, cellular component: endosome. NCBI's taxonomy places the organism in Eukaryota, Fungi, Ascomycota, Eurotiomycetes, Eurotiales, Aspergillaceae. Bases 1 to 702 code for a protein of 233 amino acids. The record is from RefSeq and is a predicted model, not a curated record. The transcript is spliced from 5 exons. Gene Ontology annotation, molecular function: phosphatidylinositol-3-phosphate binding.
AUGGAGCCAGCAACCGAGGAGACCGGACCGGCAUCUAAGCCGCACCACCCCUCCUCCCCACACCCAGAUAUCCAGCCCGCCCCCGCACUCCGACCUGAGACCGAUACCGAUACCGAUACCCCCCAUGACAAUCCCACCGCGACAAACAGCCACAGCCAAAAUGGCCCGCCCCAGAGCUCCGCAUCCUCAGCCUCCGCAACAUCCCGUCCCCUCUCAGCCGUAGUACCACCCUACUGGUGCCGACAUGAGCGUAAUAUCUCGCAAGUCUCGCAGUCGUCGCUGAGUGGCGCGGCUCACAUCACCCUCGAAGAUCAUACUGCCGACCCGAACUCGGAGACGAGUCGUGGGCUCUGGGCCAGUAGCGUUGCUAUUGAUGAUCAUGUUGUCGUGCGCGGUAUGACUGGGGUUGGGUCGUAUGUUGUGUGGAAUUGUACAAUUCAGACACUUGAUGGUGGUCCGAUUGUUGUUCGGAUGAGAUACUCCGAGUUCGAUGACCUGCGCCAGAGGCUGGUUGAUUCUUUCCCGCAUGCAAGGAGUGCAUUGCCUGCAUUGCCGCCGAAGAGCGUUAUCUAUAAAUUCCGACCCCAAUUCCUGGAAUCAAGGCGCGUGGGCCUGGAGUAUUUUCUCAACUGUAUCCUUUUGAACCCGGAGUUCUCGGGCUCCCCUAUUGUCAAGGACUUCCUCUUCGGUCGUAUCUGUUAA